AUGGCUAAUCGAACGGUUAAGGAAGCGCCGACAAUCAAAGGUACUAAUCCACAAUAUUUAAUUGAAAAAAUUAUUCGUUCUCGAAUAUAUGAUUGUCGAUAUUGGAAAGAAGAUUGUUUUGCACUAACUGCUGAAUUAAUUGUUGAUAAAGCAGUUGAAUUAAAACAUAUCGGUGGUGUUUCUGGUGGAAAUAUUCGUCCAUCACCAUUUCUAUGUUUAAUUCUUAAAAUGUUACAAAUUGUUCCAGAAAAAGAUAUUGUUGUAGAAUUCAUUAAAAAUGAAGAAUUUAAAUAUGUUCGUGCACUUGGUGCAUUUUAUAUGCGAUUAGUUGGUACUUCAGUUGAAAUUUAUAAAUAUUUAGAACCACUUUAUAACGAUUAUCGAAAGAUGAAACGUUUGAAUCGAGAAGAAAAAUUUGAACUUUUGCAUAUGGAUGAAUUUAUUGAUGAAUUGUUACGCGAAGAACGUGUGUUAGAUGUUCAGUUACCUCGUUUACAAAAACGGACUGUUCUUGAAGAAAAUAAUCAACUAGAACCUCGUCAAUCUGUACUUGAUGAAGAUAUUGAUGAUGAUAAUGAAUUAAGUGAUGAAGCAGAGGAGGAAGAGGAAAAGAAAGUGAAACCGAAAGAAAAAACAUCCGAAAAAUCGAAGAAAAAUUGGAAAGAUUAUGAUAAACCGGAAAGAUCACCAUCACCACGAGAAAAAAGUUCGAAGAAGAGACGGCGUUCAAGAAGUCGAUCAAAAUCAAGAUCACGUUCACCUGCGCGUGAAAAUAAAAAGAAACAUUCCAGUCGACAUGAACAUCGUGAUAAAAAAGAUCGGGAUCGAGAUCGAGAUCGAGAUCGCGGCCGUGAAAAAGAAAAACGUCGUCGUGAUUAA
Adineta steineri is the source of this 879-nucleotide messenger RNA. The record is from the annotation of a GenBank genome assembly. NCBI's taxonomy places the organism in Eukaryota, Metazoa, Rotifera, Eurotatoria, Adinetida, Adinetidae.